AUGAAUUUGACGGCUGCGUUGCAUAUCGGCGUUUUGCUAAUAGUUUUUAGUGCCGCUCAAGCGGGUAAUGGUUAUUUCUAUCCAAAACCUGUGGGCGUGCCAAUACUUGAAGAAAACGGUGAACAGCAAAGCCAACCGCCAGCAGGUGUACAAGGCGAUUUUAUUGAUGAUAUUAUAGCGGAUCAAAAGGAGUUAAUAUUCCAAUCAAUAUUGGCUGGUAACGCAUUGGCUGAGGCUGCUGAAGCUGCCGAAGGUGGCAGUAAGGCAUUUCGCGGUAACAAGUGUGCACAAUGCACUUGUGGUGUACCAAAUGUCAAUCGCAUCGUGGGUGGCGCGAGAGUGCGCACUAAUAAAUAUCCUUGGAUUGCACAGUUGAUACGCGACUCAUUUCUCUUUUGUGGUGGCACACUUAUAAACGAUCGCUACGUGCUGACGGCGGCACAUUGCUUAUACAACAUGGACACAAGUUCCAUUUCAGUGCGUUUGCUGCAAUUAGAUCGCUCCUCAACUGACUUGGGCAUCAUGCGUAAAGUCAUCUAUACCAUCAUACACGCGCAAUACAAUCCUAUAACUUUAGUGCAUGACAUUGCACUACUUAAGUUAAAUGCACCUGUGGUACUGGCAGAAGAUAUGCGACCAGUCUGUUUGCCAAGUAGUGCAAAUCAGAAUUUCGACUUUAAGCAGUCAAUUGUUGCUGGCUGGGGCUUGACAAAGGAAGGGGGCUUGACUUCAAGUGUCUUGCGUGAGGUUAAAGUGCCCAUUAUUACAAAUGCACAGUGUCGUGCUACUUCAUACAAAAGUAUGAUUGUGGAUACGAUGCUAUGUGCUGGUUUAGUGAAAGAUGGUGGCAAGGAUGCUUGCCAGGGUGACAGUGGUGGUCCAUUGAUUGUAAGAGAUCGCAUCUAUCGUCUUGCUGGUGUUGUUUCAUUCGGCUAUGGCUGUGCUAAACCCGAUGCACCUGGAGUCUAUACACGCGUCAGCAAGUAUUUGGAUUGGAUUUCAAACUACACAUUUGAUGCUUGCUACUGUAUAAAUUAG
Teleopsis dalmanni is the source of this 1038-nucleotide messenger RNA. RefSeq names its product trypsin-1. The record is from RefSeq and is a predicted model, not a curated record. The transcript is spliced from 5 exons. The coding region runs from base 1 to 1038 and encodes 345 amino acids. Gene Ontology annotation, biological process: proteolysis. Gene Ontology annotation, molecular function: serine-type endopeptidase activity. Lineage: Eukaryota; Metazoa; Arthropoda; Insecta; Diptera; Diopsidae.